This is a messenger RNA of Heterobilharzia americana, 1363 nucleotides long. The record is from the annotation of a GenBank genome assembly. Lineage: Eukaryota; Metazoa; Platyhelminthes; Trematoda; Strigeidida; Schistosomatidae.
UACGUGUCUGUGUUCUCAGUCCUGAAGUUGGUGGGAAAUUAAUUAUAGUGCCACUUUGCGUAUUUGUGUAUCGAUCUAUUAAACUACCAGUUUGAUACAAGCUUUGUUGACUGCGCAUCUGUUACGGACAUCAAGAACAGCUGAUCUGUUCAUUAAAAUACCAAACAGUUUACCUCCCUGAAUUGAAACCAAGAGAACGAGACAAGUACCUUAAUAAAUCCUGUAUCCUCGUUCCAAUAGAAUAUCCUUUUGGAACUUUGAGAUAAAGAACUUGAAUUAAUUAUUCAUAAUCCUAAAGGUCAAGAGAUGGCGUGUAUUUCAUUUGAUGAAGGCAAUAUUUGCAGCUUUUUGUCCAGGAAAUGGGCUUUCGAUUUCAACUCCAAACCACGCAUUGCUGCUUCAAAUCAAGCCAGUGCUCCGGAAUUAAAGCAUCCUCCUGGUUAUGUUGAUCGUUCAUUCCCAGCUACCACAGUUCGUGACUCAGACCCACAUCUCAUGCGUCAAAGAAGUUGGAAUAUUGCACUAGGACCCUUCCGGCAGGUGCCGAUGAACUUAUUUAUUAUGUGGAUCUCUGGCAGUUCUAUAUCCAUAUUUCCUUUGAUGUCUGUCAUUAUGCUGUUUUUACGCCCGUUGCAAGCGCUCUUUUCCGCACAAAACACAUUCAACCUUAUUGAAGGGAGCCAAGCUACGAUACAAUGCUUGAUGUAUGUUCUUGGUAACCUUGUCAUAUUGGCUCUUGCUAUGUAUAAGUGUCACACUAUGGGUUUACUACCUACUUAUGCAUCAGAUUGGCUUUCAUUUAUAGAACCGCCUCAGGUAUGUGCACUUUUGGAAAAUGAAUAACAACAUAGUGGUUAUAGACUCCCAAUGUUAACCAAAAGCCAUUAAACAAGGGAAUUAUUAUGAAAAUUCUUGUCAUCUAUAGUUACAUGGAUAUUUUAUCCUUUUGUUUGUUGGAAAUGAAUUCUUUAACAAGAACUACGGGGUCAAGCGCCCUAGAAGUUGGCAAUAUUUCUCUAGUCAUAACUACACAUUAGUAGGUUCUGUUCUUUGUGGAUGAGAUGGUGGAAAACUGGAUAAGUAAAACUUACUGCUUACCACUACAUCAAGUGACACUGAUCCACGUGUACUAUCAAUGUAAAGCGGAAACAUGCGUAAAUGAAGUGGAUUUCUCGAUGAGAUAUUAAAUAGUUUUCUGUCCACGCUUUUGAAGGUGGAUCAGAACUACAAAAAGAUGGAGGCAGCCGAAUGGUCAGCAGGAGGUCAUGUUGUUUAAAAGCACAAUAAGGGACGGAGAAAGUUACCUAAAUGUGAUUAUUUGUAAUAAUCUGUGAUUAUUAAAAUAAAACAUUAUGUAUUCAAA